Glycine soja is the source of this 1428-nucleotide messenger RNA. RefSeq lists its product as uncharacterized. The record is from RefSeq and is a predicted model, not a curated record. NCBI's taxonomy places the organism in Eukaryota, Viridiplantae, Streptophyta, Magnoliopsida, Fabales, Fabaceae. The transcript is spliced from 9 exons. Bases 213 to 1235 code for a protein of 340 amino acids.
ACCAAAUAUAAGGAUUUAUAUUUGGAGUAAGGAUGAGGCUGUCCGGGAAGGGAUCCCAUAAGAAAGAAAUUAAAUUAAAUUAAAAGCCAUGGAGCAAAGGCAGUUUAUACGUUGCAUUUGAUCAUACCAAGUUACAAGAAUUUCCAAAAUUCAUGAAUAAUCCAUGGCCUCUGGAAAAGGAACAGAUUAACACUUAACAGGCAACAACAUAAAUGGCUUCUUCAAGCAUAACCUGCAACUUCCAUCCUUCAAUAUCCUUUCCAAUCUCAGCCACUCGUUUUUCCAUAUCUUUUUCGCACCCUCUACUUUGCACCUACAAUGGCCUUUCCCUUCACCCUUCAAGCUCCAGCUUCAGAGUUUUUGCCAAGUUUGAGAAAUUCCAAAGCCAACCUUCCCAAUUCCAAGAGCCUGACCCUUCACUCUCACCAGUAGAAAAUACAGAAACUUCUGUUGAGGAUGGGGAGGAGGAUGACAGUUGCUUGCCUUCAGACUUGGAGGGUGCAGUGCGGCAAUCAAGUGAGGCCGCGGCCAUAUUUGUAUCUUCAGGAGGGAUAAGAGCCAUAGUUGAACUUUUAAUCCCCCAACUGCAAUUUUUGGAUGACGAAGGCGCGCAGGUGGAACUCUGGGAAUUGUCAAGGAUUUUUUUGGAUACACUCAUUGAAAAAACUAAAUUCCAGAGAGUUAAAGCCUUAUUUCCAGAUGCUGGUGCAGCAGCCCUUCUGAAAUAUCGGUGGAAAGAUGCUCUAUUUAGAUUUGCAAGCUUAAGUGACCGGAAGCCUGUAGAAAGUGACGAUGAGGUUGUGGUUAUGAUUGUUCCUGAUUAUCAGAUGUUAGAGUAUGUAGAGAGAAUUGCAUCCAAUCUCUCAAAUAUUCCAGAACCUACGCCCCUCAUCAUGUGGAAUCCACGCCUGAUUAGUGAGGAUGUUGGAGUUGGAUUUAAUGUCCGAAAGUUAAGACGUGUCUUUCUAAGCACUUUUACAACUGUCUAUUUCAUGCGACCUAUGCCAUUUGGAGCAAUCUUUAGGUGUUAUCCUGGAUUGUGGAAAGUGUUCAGUGACGACAAGGAAAGGCCAGAUAGAUAUUUGCUUGCCAAGGAAUUCGAAAUCCGUCCUGAUGCUGAAGACAUCGAGCUUCUAUUUGCCGAUGAAGAACAGAAGUCUGAGCAAGGGCAAGGUUUGCUUGACAAAGCAGCAGGCAUAUUCUCUUCAAUUAGCCGGAUGAUGAAGUCUAUAUAAUUAUUGAUGAUGAUCUUUCAUAUUUGUUCUCAUCGUUAGUGCAUCAUGCUCCCAUUCAUGUCAAUUAUAUGUUUGCUCCUUCAAAAUUAAUUUUAGAAACCUUUCAGUUACGGCUUUUAUCAUAUACUACAAUUCAAGUAUACAUAUUAUGAUGUGUUUGAAUAUGUGCCAGAUUGUCACUUUUGUUAGUCAA